Molecule: messenger RNA, 1470 nt
Organism: Trichomycterus rosablanca
Lineage: Eukaryota; Metazoa; Chordata; Actinopteri; Siluriformes; Trichomycteridae
Gene: chrm1a
Product: cholinergic receptor, muscarinic 1a
Exons: 2
Coding region: 1-1464 (487 amino acids)
Biological process (GO): adenylate cyclase-inhibiting G protein-coupled acetylcholine receptor signaling pathway; G protein-coupled receptor signaling pathway, coupled to cyclic nucleotide second messenger; chemical synaptic transmission
Cellular component (GO): dendrite; synapse; plasma membrane
Molecular function (GO): G protein-coupled acetylcholine receptor activity; G protein-coupled serotonin receptor activity
Source: RefSeq, a predicted model, not a curated record
AUGAAUGCGAGAACUACCACAAUCACUAUGUCCUGGACAUCCAAUGUCACAAAAGCACCUUCUGAUGGCGUCAUCGUUUCCUGGAGGAUGGCAAUGAUCACUUUAAUAACUGUUCCACUCUCAGCCAUCACUAUCAUUGGCAACAUUUUGGUCAUCAUCUCUUUUCGGGUCAACCCCCUUCUUAGGACGGUCAGCAAUUACUUCUUGUUGAGCUUGGCUGUUGCCGACCUCAUUCUUGGAACUAUCUCAAUGAACCUCUACACCACUUACAUCCUGAUGGGUCACUGGACACUGGGCAAUCUGGCCUGUGACAUUUGGUUGGCUGUGGAUUACGUGGCAAGCAAUGCUUCUGUCAUGAACCUUUUGGCUAUCAGCUUUGACCGCUACUUGUCCGUCACAAGACCGCUAACCUAUCGGGUUCGUCGCACGCCCAAAAGGGCAGCACUAAUGAUUGCUCUGGCAUGGGGAAUAUCAUUUGUGCUGUGGGCACCGGCUAUAUUGUUCUGGCAGCACAUAGUGGGUGAAAGGACUGUAGCGGAAGACCAGUGUUCAAUCCAGUUCCUGUCAGAACCUGUGAUCACAUUUGGAACAGCCAUCGCAGCAUUCUACUUUCCUGUGAGUGUGAUGGUGGUCCUGUACUGGCAGGUGUACCGAGAGACAGAGAAGCGUUCAAAGCAACUGGCAGGAUUAAUGGGGUCUCAUGUGGGUGGAUCAAACAAAUCUUCACAGUCCCAGUCCAGUAGUAGCUAUGUAAGCGACGUGGAGAAGCUCGGGGUUCAGACAAGCACCCAGCCAAAGUCAGAAAACAGUGUAAAAAGGAGUCUGUGUCCCUUCAUCACGCACUGUACAGCAACAUUGUGGAAGACAAGGAGGAUACGAUACAUCAGACCCUCAUCAAACACUGCAGACUACAACCCACAGGCAGGCACACAUUACAUCCUCAGCAGUCAACAGGAUGCUGCAAAAAAGCCUGCGGAUGUUCCUCUUGCUCUGGUAUCUAGGAAGCUAGAUUCUCUCAGUAAUUCUGAUGUGCAAUCUAGUGUUCGAGUGGAGAACUGUCAAUCAGACAGUCAGCAAUCAAUUAGCGAAUGUCCUGAAGCUAAAAGUACUUCAACUCCUCUACAAGAUGAAGUGCAGAGAAGCAGAAAGCCACGUAGCUGGUCUCUGGUAAGAGAAAAGAAGGCAGCACGGACCCUGUGUGCCAUCCUGCUGGCCUUUAUAAUGACAUGGACACCCUACAACAUUAUGGUGCUAGUGUCUACAUUUUGUGAUGACUGUGUUCCAGAAAGUCUGUGGCAGUUGGGUUACUGGCUAUGCUACGUCAACAGCACAGUGAACCCACUCUGCUAUGCUUUCUGCAACAAGCAAUUCCGGGUCACUUUCAAGGCCCUGCUACUCUGUAGGUGGAGUAAACAGAAAAUGGGUAGGAUAAGGGGUAAGGGUAAGUCGUUUUCUAUGUACUGACACCUA